This is a messenger RNA of Cordyceps fumosorosea ARSEF 2679, 915 nucleotides long. RefSeq lists its product as hypothetical. Lineage: Eukaryota; Fungi; Ascomycota; Sordariomycetes; Hypocreales; Cordycipitaceae. Gene Ontology annotation, molecular function: oxidoreductase activity. The transcript has a single exon. Bases 1 to 915 code for a protein of 304 amino acids. The record is from RefSeq and is a predicted model, not a curated record.
AUGACUGCCGUCGACACGGCCCUGCGCGCCCGCACCACCGCCGUCACAGCAGCCACCCCGGUUGCCGAGACGACAAAGUACAAGAAGCCUCACAUCUAUGAGACCAUCGAGGAGCCCACGCUGCUGCGCGAGCUCCUCCUCGACGACAUCUACGUCCUCGGCGGGCAGUUCGCCAUCCUGUGCCAGUGGGCGCACCCGGGCCUCGCCAUCGGCACCUACAAGCGCUCGAACUUUGCGAGUCGCGUCGCCAACCGGCUGAAGACGACGCUGCGCUUCAUGAACGCCGCUGUCUACGGCACCCGCGAGCAGCAGGAGGCCAUCUUCUCCGUGGUCCACCGGUACCACGCGCCCGUCCGCGGGGAAAACUACGACGCCAACGAUCCGGAGUUGCACAAGUGGACCGCCGCCACGCUUUUCGUCGCCUUCGUCGUCAUACACGAUCUCGUGUUCGGUCCGCUGCCGCGCGCCGCCCAGGAGCGGCUGUUCAAGCAGUCCGCCGUCUACGGCACGAGCCUGCGCAUGCCCGCCGAGAUGUGGCCCGAGACCCUGGACGAUUUCUGGGCGUACUGGGACCACAACAUCGCUACGCUUAAGGUUACGGACGAGGCGCGCAGCCUGGCGCGGGACCUGCUGUGGCCGGUGAACCUGCCGCUGGGGCUCACGGCGCUGUCGCCGCUCGCGCGGCUCGUCACGGCCAACGUGCUGCCGGAAAGGCUGGCGCGCGAGUACGAGCUGGAGCCGUCGGCGGCGAGCAGGGCGCUGUUCGGCACUGUCGCCUACGGCAUGGCCACGGUGUAUCCCAUGCUGCCGCUGAGCAUACGCCAGAGCAAGCACGCUGGGAGCAUGGGCGACCUGGAGCGCGCGGUCCAGAGGAUCAAGGAGACGGGACAUUGGGUCGGGACGCCGACUGCGUAA